This is a messenger RNA of Oryctolagus cuniculus (rabbit), 957 nucleotides long. Lineage: Eukaryota; Metazoa; Chordata; Mammalia; Lagomorpha; Leporidae. The record is from RefSeq and is a predicted model, not a curated record.
AGGUGCGCCCGGGGACGGCUCCGCGCGGGAGGCAGUGGGGUUAAUCAUUGCCAGGCGGCCUUGACCCCCAGCCGCCCCUGCGGCUCUGCUCCCGCCCCCGCUACCCCACACGCCAGCUCACGGAAGCCAUGGGGCGCCGGGCCUGGGUCCCCUGCCCCUACCCCCGACCCAGGCUGUGCCCCCUCCUGUUCCUGCUGCUGCUGCCGCCUGGGGGGGCGCAGCCUGAGGCCGGCAGGAACUACACAGAGCCCCCAGAACCCAAGACCACAGCGACCCCUGGGACCCCCGUGACCCCGGCGACCUCCGUGGCCCCCGAGACCCCAGCUGCCAGUGCUCAGGAGACAGAGGGACCCCGAGGUGGGGGGCUCCCGCCCCUGCCGGGUGCAGUUCCGCCGAGCAGUGGCCCUGGGGGCCCAGUGCUCACGGAGGCCGGGCAGCCUUGCAGGUUCCCCUUCCGCUACGGCGGCCGCAUGCUGCACUCCUGCACCGCGGCGGGCAGUGCCCACCGGAAGUGGUGCGCCACGACUCACAACUACGACCGGGACCGGGCCUGGGGCUACUGCGUGGAGACCCCGUCCCCAGAGGGUUCAGCUGCCGUGGAUCCCUGUGCCUCCAGCCCCUGCCACAACGGGGGCUCCUGCUCCCACUCCCAGGACCCCGCGUCGUUCCACUGCACCUGCCCCGUGGCCUUCACCGGCAAGGACUGCCGCACAGAGAAAUGCUUCGACGAGACCCGUCACGAGUACCUGGAUCUGGGCGAGCGCUGGGCACGCGUGCACCGUGGCCACGUGGAACAGUGUGACUGCGUGGGCGGUCAGGCCCAGUGCCAAAGCGCCCACCACACAGCUUGCAUGAGCAGCCCGUGCCUGAAUGGGGGCACCUGCCACCUGAUGGUGGCCACCGGGACCACCAUCUGUGCCUGCCCACCCGGCUACGCGGGGCGCCUCUGCAAUGUCG